Molecule: messenger RNA, 1329 nt
Organism: Capsella rubella
Lineage: Eukaryota; Viridiplantae; Streptophyta; Magnoliopsida; Brassicales; Brassicaceae
Product: probable acyl-[acyl-carrier-protein]--UDP-N-acetylglucosamine O-acyltransferase, mitochondrial
Exons: 10
Coding region: 156-1160 (334 amino acids)
Biological process (GO): lipid biosynthetic process
Molecular function (GO): acyl-[acyl-carrier-protein]-UDP-N-acetylglucosamine O-acyltransferase activity
Source: RefSeq, a predicted model, not a curated record
UACCAAAGGUCCAAAAACUAAUAAAAAGCUCAGCCACGUGCAAAAUCCUUGGGCACGUGCGUGAUUUCAUAAUGGUUAUCUUUCAUUGAGGCAUUUCGUCGAACACCAUGUAUGAAUCGGAAGAGGCUGUUUGGUUUUGCUCUACGUAGCCCGCCAUGAUAUCUCUCCUUAAAGCUCGGGAGAAGCUUCUAUCUCCUCUCUUCAGUUCCACCAUCCGCAGACUCUCUUCUAGUCUCUCCUAUUCUCGUGAAGAUUCGAGAGAUUCUGAAGUCUUGAUACACCCAAGUGCUGAUGUUCACCCAAGUGCUGUGAUUGGCAAGGGAGUUUCAGUUGGUCCAUACUGUACAAUUGGCUCUUCAGUGAAGCUAGGCAAUGGCUGCAUACUCUAUCCUUCUAGCCAUAUCUUUGGAAACACUGAGUUGGGGGAAUCUUGUGUUCUCAUGACUGGUGCUGUUGUUGGUGAUGAGCUACCUGGAUAUACAGUCUUAGGAUGCAAUAACAUCAUUGGUCACCACGCCGUGGUUGGGGUUAAAUGUCAAGACUUGAAGUACAAGAAUGGGGAUGAAUGUUUUCUUUGCAUCGGUAACAACAAUGAAAUUAGGGAGUUCUGCUCAAUUCACAGGUCAUCAAAGCCCAGUGAUAAAACGGUUAUUGGUGACAACAAUCUAAUCAUGGGUUCUUGUCAUAUUGCCCAUGAUUGCAAGAUUGGUGACCGCAACAUAUUUGCCAACAAUACCCUUCUUGCUGGCCAUGUGACAGUAGAAGACUAUACACACACAGCAGGAGCUACGGUCAUCCACCAGUUCUGUCAUAUUGGCUCCUUUGCUUUCAUUGGUGGUGGAUCUGUGGUUUCACAAGAUGUUCCAAAGUACAUGAUGGUGACUGGAGAGAGAGCCGAGCUUCGCGGUUUGAAUCUGGAGGGACUAAAACGAAACGGAUUUACCAUGUCAGAGGUGAAGAGCUUAAGAGCAGCCUAUCGUAAGAUAUUCAUGUCUACCGAAACAGUUUCGUUAAGUCUUGAAGAGCGUCUCACGAAGUUGGAACAAGACCAAGAGCUAUAUAGCGUUCCUGCAGUAUCCGCAAUGUUGCAGUCAAUCCGAGAUUCUUUCACAGAAACUCGCCGUGGGAUAUGCAAAUUUAGGCAAUGGCUUGAUUCCUGAGUUUCAAUCUAAGAGACUUCGCCUAGGCAUCCAUUGAUUAGCAAUGGCUUAUAAUUAUGCUCGACACCAUUUCUUCCAUUGGAUCUGUAAUAGCCUGUUAUGUAGCUUUGACUAAUCGCAUAACAUUCUUAUAUUCACUUGUCGUUAUAAAAUGACCCAUACAAAAAUA